Brienomyrus brachyistius is the source of this 6859-nucleotide messenger RNA. Its product is annotated as pyruvate carboxylase, mitochondrial-like. Gene Ontology annotation, cellular component: cytoplasm. Gene Ontology annotation, molecular function: pyruvate carboxylase activity; ATP binding; metal ion binding. Bases 312 to 3857 code for a protein of 1181 amino acids. The record is from RefSeq and is a predicted model, not a curated record. Gene Ontology annotation, biological process: gluconeogenesis; pyruvate metabolic process. NCBI's taxonomy places the organism in Eukaryota, Metazoa, Chordata, Actinopteri, Osteoglossiformes, Mormyridae. The transcript is spliced from 21 exons.
AACCUUCGAGGGAGAGUGAGGGAGAGCUUAGCUCCUUGUGCUAAAAUCAGGCCUCGGCGUCUCCUGUGCAGCGAAGCAGGAAGGGCCAGCUGAAUAAAGCGCAGGGACGCUGGCAGUGCACCAGUCCUGGCACGAGGCACAGCACAGACAGGUUGUCCUCUCCCAAAUCUUUCCGUCAGCCUGAGCGCAUCCUUGCCAGUCUGCUCUCUGAUUCGCUGCCGUCAGAGACUCUCAUCUCAUUCGUUUGUUUACAUUUUUCUGUUCUGUCUGGACCGUACGUUUUCAGCAGGGAUCGGACCGAGGGAGCAAAGAUGCUGCUUAGGCUGAGCAUGAGACAGGCGGGGGUCGGCCUGCUGGCUGCGCGGAGGCUCUGCUGGCUGCCCCGAGCCGCUCACACCGCUGCCCAGAAGGUGGAGUACAAGCCCAUAAAGAAGGUCAUGGUGGCUAACAGAGGUGAGAUCGCCAUUCGUGUGUUCCGGGCCUGCACAGAGCUGGGUAUCCGCACUGUGGCCGUCUACUCGGAGCAGGACACGGGCCAGAUGCACAGGCAGAAGGCUGACGAGGCCUACCUGAUUGGCAAGGGGCUGACUCCCGUGGCUGCCUAUCUGCACAUCCCUGACAUAAUCAAAGUGGCCAAGGAGAAUAACGUCGACGCCAUCCAUCCCGGCUACGGCUUCCUGUCAGAGCGCUCCGACUUUGCGCAGGCGUGUGCCGAUGCCGGCGUCCGCUUCAUCGGCCCCUCCGCCGAGGUCGUCCGCCAGAUGGGCGACAAAGUGGAGGCUCGCGCCAUUGCCAUCCGCGCAGGUGUGCCAGUGGUCCCAGGGACGAACGCCCCCAUCUCCUCCCUGCAAGAAGCCCAGGAGUUUGCCAACACCUACGGCUUCCCCAUCAUCUUCAAGGCGGCAUACGGGGGUGGGGGCCGAGGAAUGCGGGUAGUGAGGGACUACGAGGAGCUGGAGGAGAACUACCAGCGUGCAUACUCCGAGGCGCUGGCAGCGUUCGGCAACGGUGCCCUCUUCGUGGAGAAGUUCAUCGAGAAGCCAAGACACAUCGAGGUGCAGAUCCUGGGUGACAAAUACGGCAAUGUCAUCCACCUGUACGAGAGGGACUGCUCCAUCCAGAGGAGGCACCAGAAGGUGGUGGAAAUCGCCCCAGCCGCCCAGCUGGACCCACAUUUGAGGGACAGGCUCACCGCCGACUCCGUCAACCUGGCCAAGCAGGUUGGCUAUGAGAAUGCGGGGACUGUGGAGUUCUUGGUGGAUAAACAUGGGAAGCACUACUUCAUCGAGGUCAACUCCCGCCUGCAAGUUGAGCACACCGUCACUGAGGAGAUUACAGAUGUGGAUCUGGUACACGCCCAGCUGCGGGUGUGCGAGGGCCGGAGCUUGCCGGAGUUGGGCCUCAAGCAGGACAAGAUCCGCAUCAAUGGCUGUGCCAUCCAGUGCCGAGUGACCACCGAAGACCCAGCCCGCGGCUUCCAGCCCGACACGGGCCGCUUGGAGGUCUUCCGCAGUGGGGAGGGCAUGGGCAUUCGGCUGGACAGUGCCUCAGCCUUCCAGGGCGCUGUCAUCUCCCCCCACUAUGACUCCCUCCUGGUCAAGGUCAUCGCCAGCGGCAAGGACCUCCAGACAGCAGCCACCAAGAUGAGCCGCGCCCUUGCGGAGUUUCGUGUUCGUGGCGUCAAGACAAACAUCCCGUUCCUGCAGAACGUGCUGAGCAAUGACCAGUUUCUCCACGGCACAGUGGACACCCAGUUCAUCGACGAGAACCAGGAACUGUUCAACCUGAAACCCGUGCAGAACCGGGCCCAGAAGCUGCUGCACUACCUGGGUCACGUGAUGGUGAACGGCCCCACCACCCCCAUUCCGGUGAAGGCCAAGCCGUCCUCCGUGGAUCCUGUCGUCCCACCUGUUCCUCUGGGCGAGCCACCUCUCGGCUUCCGGGAUGUUCUCCUGCGGGAGGGUCCUGAGGGCUUCGCACGGGCAGUGCGGGCCCAUCAGGGUCUGCUCCUCAUGGACACCACCUUCCGCGACGCCCACCAGUCGCUGCUGGCCACACGCGUGCGGACCCAUGACCUCAAGAAGAUCGCACCCUUCGUCGCCCACAACUUCAGCAACCUUUUCAGUGUGGAGAACUGGGGUGGUGCCACCUUUGACGUGGCCAUGCGCUUCCUGUCGGAGUGCCCAUGGCGUCGGCUGCAGGAAUUGCGGGCGCUGAUGCCCAACGUGCCCUUCCAGAUGCUGCUGCGGGGCGCCAACGCCGUGGGCUACACCAACUAUCCCGACAACGCCGUCUACAAGUUCUGCGAGGUGGCCAAGGAGAACGGCAUGGACAUCUUCAGGGUUUUCGACUCCCUCAACUACCUGCCCAACAUGAUCCUGGGCAUGGAGGCGGCCGGGGCGGCGGGGGGCGUGGUGGAGGCGGCCAUCUCCUACACGGGCGACGUGUCAGACCCCAUGCGGCAGAAGUACUCGCUGGAGUACUACCUGAAGCUGGCGGACGAGCUGGUCAAGGCCGGGACACACAUCCUGUCCAUUAAGGACAUGGCCGGGCUCCUGAAACCCGAGGCCAGCCGGCUGCUGAUCGGCGCCCUGCGUGAUCGCUUCCCCGAGCUGCCCAUCCACGUGCACACACACGACACGGCGGGGGCGGGCGUGGCGGCCAUGCUGGCGUGCGCCGAGUCCGGGGCAGACGUUGUGGACGUCGCCGUGGACUCCAUGGCGGGGAUGACGUCGCAGCCCAGCAUGGGGGCCGUCGUGGCCUGCACCCAGGGCACCAAUCUCCACACAGGCAUUUCCCUGGAGAAGGUCUUUGACUACAGCGAGUACUGGGAGGUGGCCCGCGGCCUGUACGCCCCCUUCGAUUGCACGGCCACCAUGAAGUCAGGCAACGCCGACGUCUACGAGAACGAGAUCCCCGGCGGCCAGUACACCAACCUGCACUUCCAGGCCCACAGCAUGGGGCUGGGCCACAAGUUCAAGGAGGUGAAGAAGGCCUACGUGGAGGCCAACAAGCUGCUGGGUGACCUCAUCAAGGUGACACCAUCCUCCAAGAUCGUGGGGGACCUGGCCCAGUUCAUGGUGCAAAACUCCCUCACACGAGAGGAGGUGGAGAAACGGGCGGAUGAGCUGUCCUUCCCACUGUCGGUGGUGGAGUUUUUGCAGGGCUACAUCGGCACCCCCUAUGGUGGCUUCCCCGAGCCCUUCAGGUCCAAGGUACUGAAGUCCCUCCCGCGUGUCGAAGGCCGCCCCGGCACCUCUCUGCCACCUAUGGAUUUCGCCGCCCUAGAGAAGCAGCUGAAGGGGGCACAUGGUGAUGACAUCACCCCAGAGGAUGUGAUGUCAGCAGCCAUGUAUCCUAAAGUCUUCCAGGAGUUCAAGGAGUUCACCUCCAACUUUGGCCCCGUGGACUGCCUCAACACUCGCCUCUUCCUGGACGGGCCUAAGAUUGCUGAGGAGUUUGAGGUGGAGCUGGAACGAGGGAAGACCCUUCACAUCAAAGCCCUUGCGCUGGGGGAUCUGAAUAAGGCUGGUCAGAGGGAGGUGUUCUUCGAGCUCAACGGCCAACUGCGAUCCGUCCUGGUCAAAGAUGCCGUGGCCAUGAAGGAAAUGCAUUUCCACCCCAAGGCCCUGAAGGACGUGCGAGGCCAGGUGGGAGCUCCCAUGCCGGGGAAGGUGGUGGAGGUGAAGGUGAAGGCUGGCCAAAAGGUGGAGAAGGGCCAACCACUCUGUGUGCUCAGCGCCAUGAAGAUGGAGACAGUGGUCAACUCUCCCCUCACUGGCACCAUCGCCAAAAUCUAUGUGACGCCCGACAGCAGUCUGGAGGGUGAUGACCUCAUCUUAGAGAUCACCGAGUAGGCUUGGAAGCAGCCAGUGGGCUGUAGAUAUAAAAUUACUAGAAGUGCUUUCUGCCCAUUCACUGUAAUGGUUCUUAUGUAUGAGUUUUGGGUAAUGGAUGUGAAAUAUAAAAUCUUAGUGUAAAUUAAAUUAUAUGUCUAUAUCUAAGACGGCCUAUGUCUUUGUUCAUGAGAAAAUCUGAUAUGAUUGUGGGACUUAUGCAGCUAUUUAUAACAACUAAGCUAUUCCCAGCAUCUAACCAGACAUUUAAUGAGAACAUGAACAAUGAAAACAAAUAUGGCACAGAAAGUAGAACCCAUCUAGAAAUUUUGUAUCUACGUCAAGGACGUGUGUGUGUGUGUGAUAUUAUCAAUACAGGUAUCUAUACUAUAUAUGAUAUAUGAUUAUAUAUUGUUACCCAAAGCAGAAAUCUGAUCUGCUGUUUCAAGGAAGGGAGGAGAGAAAAACAGAAUUAUUUUUCAGAUGAAUGACUUUAGUUUUUAAAUUAAUGAACAAAUGAGGGUGCAAUUAGCAGGGGCUAAUGAGGGACGGGGUAAGAUGUCUCGCAGCCUUUUAUGCUGUGCCAGUUCUGUUGCGUCCUCACCAUCCCCAGUCACCUUAUUUCAUGCGUAUGUACAACAGAGUAGCCUGGGGCAGGUCUUUCAUGUUGCUGUCCCUCUCGCCAGUGAUUUGCGAUGCUGAAUUUGAUGUUUUGGGGCCUGUUCUCUUUGCGACGGGGGGGAGAAAAUUGCCAUUCCGCCAUUUGUGCCAUGUGUCAGCGUGCGCCUGUGCCACUAAUGAUGGGCACCGCAAGCUGAGGACCUGCAGUGACGUUUUCGUCACAUUACAGGAGAUGAAAAUGAUCUUGUCGAGUCUAGAUUAUUAAACACUUUUUUUAGACAGCAUCACAUUGAGCAUAAGUGCAGGGGCCCUCAUGGAGCACAGAUGAGUCUUGAAUUCUUUAAUAAAGCAAUAAAUGAAUGCGAUUAUAUUAAACUGAGAUCAGAUCAAAACUACAUUACAUCUGACCUAGCCAUGGAAUAUCACUUGAAUAUUAUCACUCUACUGUUAUAUUACCAGGACAUCUUCUUUACAAAUAAUUCAAAUUAUGAUUUAAAUUUUUUUUUAAAGUGGGGGUUAUUGGACAAUCACUUGAUUAUUCCUGCUUAUUGUCAAAGUUGCACGAUUAAUAGGCAGAAAUUCCACAAAACGCAGGCUAACCCCCCCCCCAUCACUGUUAAACUGUAUUCCGGGUCUGUGUUUAGAAGUGUUUUAAACAUUCUUUGCAUCUGUUUAUUAGAUAGAAUAAGUAUUUGAUUUGUUAUGAAAUGUUUUUUUUAUUUUUUUUGUAAAUUAUUACCGAUGGCUAUUUUUACCAGUCGCUUUGUAUAGCGGAAAACGCGUAACAUGGGAGAGAAAAUGAUGCAAAGGUAAUGUGCCGUUAAAUGGCAUUUCUGAGAAAUGGCGAAGAGCACAGAGACACUGUCUCCUUACAUCAUCCCAGUGCAGAAUGAAACAGACUGUAGCUGAUCUGCAGCCAUUCUGCUCUGUGAACUGGGCUCAGACUAAUGCACAAUAAUGUGAAAAUAUUCCAGCCUCUGAAAUGUUUUUUUUUUAAGGUAAAUGCCUCACUGCUAUAGCUUGUAUGGGGUCAAGCGCUUGCGUAAUAUUUUGAGAUGGUUCAGUGCCGAACGACAGCAUGCAAACAUGAGCUGAAGCUGCGUGGUCGAGGUUGAAAGGGUUCAUUGGGUGAGGUUUGUUCAGGGAAUCCUACAGAAACGUCCGGCACGUGCCUACAGUCACUUGUUGGUAAUGGUGUCAGUCUUUAAACAUGACAAUGCUGAUUCAGUUCAUGAAAAUGGAAGAAAUCAAAUCUGGCUUCUUCAGAUCACAUAUGUGUCAUGUGCAAAAUUAGCCAUGAAAACACUGAAUUCUCAGUAAGUACAGUUAUCUGUGAAACAAGAAUCGAUUUAAACCAAAAACAAUAGUAUAAAAUCUGGAUUAUAUAUAAAAAAUAAUAGACUAGCAAUGGUAGUGAUUAUCUUGGAUUAAUAAACUAAUGAGUAGACUUAGAACCAAAAUAUCAUAUAGACCCAUGUUCAGCCGUGUAGAGUUUCUUUAUUAUAGAAAGAUUUUCUCCUUUCUGGUCGGUCCACAUCCUGAAUUGCUGUAGAUGCAAGGCAAUGCUAAGUACAAUGCAGAAAUAAAACACACUGUUUCCAGGGCAAACCUGGAUUUAGAAAUGUCCUUUCAGUGUAAGUCAUAAUGGGCAGAACAGAUGUACCAUAUAACCAAAAUCAGCAGCAACUUAAUUUCUGUGAGCAGAGACAAGGACUUAAACACUUGUGAAGCUGUAGUCUCAGGUGCUAGGUGGUGUGUUUUUCACAUGUGUGUGUGUGUGUGUGUGUGUGUGUGUGUGUGUGUGUGUGUGUGGAGCUGAGAAAAUAGGUGAUUAUUCCAGUUUUAUCCCAGUGCUCGUUAGUAGUGACUAGAAAAAUGUCAAAAGUAAUUAUGAGAAAAAACCUGAAUAAUGACAUAAAUUGACAUAUUUACCGCAAACCAUUUCAGUGGAGCGGGAAAUGUGAAAUGUGUUCUUUGGCAAUUUCCUGAAACAGACUCAAUUUCUUUGAAGCUGUACAUCUGCAGAUAGGAGCAGAGCAGAUUUCAGACCAUUCUUAAUAGUGGUAGCAUUAUAUUUCUAUAUUUGCUCUAUAAGUGCUCGUGUUCAGUGUUAAAUACAUGUGUAAAAAAAAUUUGACCGAGAUAGGUAUCACCUAAAUGAGGUAUUUUGAAUGAUGUGUAUUCAUUAAAGGUCAAUGUUAGCUGUGUGAUCGAAAACUUUACCAUCGCUCUAUUGUAUUUCUUGUUCAUGAAAUCUGAAUUUGUGAGUCUCUCCAUCUGUUUUUUAAAACCAGUUUCUCGAGUGAUUCAGUGCAUUUUCUGUGUUUGGUUAUUCACUCGGUUUUGUGAAAUAUGCAAUAUGAGACAAUCAAUAAGGAAAAUAAAGGACAGGAUGCAGAUUG